AUGUCGUCUCUGUCUGUACCUCCGCCCCAAUGUCUGAGGAAACCACUGGUGGUUCCUGACCGUCGCAUGUUUGGACCAGGACCCUCCAAUGUUCCUCCUCGUAUCAUAGAGGCCGGGGCCAACCCUGUCAUUGGACACAUGCAUCCAGAGAUAUUUGAGAUAAUGAGCAAUAUCAAGAGUGGAAUCCAAUACAUGUUCCAGACUCAGAACAAAAUGACCUUAGCUGUGAGUGGUACCGGCCACACUGCCAUGGAGUGUGCCCUGUUCAAUGCAGUGGAGCCUGGGGAGAGUGUACUGAUGGCUGUCAAUGGGAUCUGGGGAGAGAGAGCUGCAGAUAUGGCCGAGAGGAUAGGUGCCAGAGUAAAUACAAUGGUAGCGCCUCCUGGUGGCUUCUUCACUACUGCAGAAAUAGAACAGGCCUUAUUAAAACACAAACCUGUGCUGUUGUUUGUUGCACAUGGAGAAUCAUCGACAGGAGUUCUUCAUCCUUUAGAUGGCAUCGGGCAGCUGUGUCAUAAGUAUGACUGCCUGUUUCUCGUUGACUCUGUGGCUUCAGUAGGAGGAGCUCCUCUGUGUAUGGACCAGCAAGAGAUAGACAUCCUGUACACUGGUUCUCAAAAAGUUCUGAAUGCCCCUCCGGGUACAGCGCCCAUUUCCUUCAGCGAAAGAGCAUGCCAGAAAAUAUUCAACCGUAAGACGAAGCCUGUGUCUUUCUUCUUGGAUUUGAGUUGGCUUGCAAACUACUGGGGAUGCGAUGACAAACCAUUUCGAGUAUAUCACCACACAGGUCCAGUUUCUGCGUUUUACUCUCUGAGGGAGGGCCUUGCUGUCCUUGCUGAAGAGGGUCUAGAGAACAGCUGGGAAAGACACAAAACAGUUGCAGAGUAUUUCCACGCUGGUCUGGAGAGCAUGGGUCUUAAACUAUUUGUCAAGGAAAAAAAAGCAAGACUGCCUACAGUUACAACUAUUGUCGCUCCUCACGGAUACGACUGGAAAGAGAUUACAACCUACAUUAUGAAGACACAUAAUUUAGAAAUUUCUGGAGGUCUUGGUCCAUCAGUUGGCUUGGUGCUGCGUGUGGGGCUGAUGGGAUGUAACAGCACCAAGGCUAACGUUGACAUGGUGCUGGCAGCUCUGAAAGAUGCUCUGAAGCACUGUCACAAGAGCAAAGUAUGAAAUCAGAGUGAUGCUGAAUGUUGCAAACAUAAUCCUCAGUUAAUGAUUUUGUCCAAAGAAAAUGUAUAAUAAAUAAACCAUAAUUCCCUAUG
Sphaeramia orbicularis (orbiculate cardinalfish) is the source of this 1268-nucleotide messenger RNA. RefSeq names its product alanine--glyoxylate and serine--pyruvate aminotransferase a (gene agxta). Lineage: Eukaryota; Metazoa; Chordata; Actinopteri; Kurtiformes; Apogonidae. The record is from RefSeq and is a predicted model, not a curated record. The coding region runs from base 1 to 1176 and encodes 391 amino acids. The transcript is spliced from 11 exons. Gene Ontology annotation, molecular function: L-serine:pyruvate transaminase activity; L-alanine:glyoxylate transaminase activity. Gene Ontology annotation, cellular component: peroxisome.